This is a messenger RNA of Ectocarpus siliculosus, 2538 nucleotides long. The record is from the annotation of a GenBank genome assembly. NCBI's taxonomy places the organism in Eukaryota, Phaeophyceae, Ectocarpales, Ectocarpaceae.
AUGCGCGGCUUUGGGGUGCUUCUGGCUCUCCUUGUGGUCGGCGUGGCCAAAGGCCAGACUUGCGACGGCAUCCUCAAGGGCAUUUAUUGCUGCUCCGCCGGCUGCGAAGAAUGCGGGGGGUCAGGGUGCAGCGAUCGGGGCGACGGCCUAACCGGCGCUGACUGCUGCACGUCCGACAUCCUGGCCGCCGGCAAGGCCUGCGGCUCCGCUCCGUGCCUCCUCGAGGAGGGCUCCUCCCCCACGCCGGCGAGCAGCGGGGGUUGCGACGGCAUCCUGCAGGGCGACGUGUGCUGCUCGGCUGAGUGCGGUACGUGCGGCGGCUCCGGAUGCGGCUCGAGGGCCGGCCUCACCGCGAACGAGUGCUGCACCUCAACCAUCGCCGCCGCCAACGUGCCGUGCGGUUCGGCUCCGUGCGUCGUGGACGGAGACACAUCACCGACACCCACGACGACUACGACGACCACCUCGGGAUCGUUCACGUGCGACGGCGUGCUCAAGGGCGACUACUGCUGCUCCGCCGGAUGCGUGGAGUGCGGUGGUUCCGGGUGUAGCGACCGUGGCGGAGGCCUGACGGGCGCCGACUGCUGUACGUCCGAUAUCUCCAACCUUUGCUCGGUCACCGGCGCCGCCCCGUGCAUCGUGGAUGGGGACACGUCACCCACGCCUACCCCACCGACACCCACCACGACUACGACGACCACCUCGGGAUCGUUCACGUGCGACGGCGUGCUCAAGGGCGACUACUGCUGCUCCGCCGGAUGCGUGGAGUGCGGUGGUUCCGGGUGUAGCGACCGUGGCGGAGGCCUGACGGGCGCCGACUGCUGUACGUCCGAUAUCUCUAACCUUUGCUCGGUCACCGGCGCCGCCCCGUGCAUCGUGGACGGAGACACAUCACCGACACCCACCACGACUACGACGACCACCUCCGGAUCGUUCACGUGCGACGGCGUGCUCAAGGGCGACUACUGCUGCUCCGCCGGAUGCGGGGAGUGCGGUGGUUCCGGGUGUGGCGACCGUGGCGGAGGCCUGACGGGCGCCGACUGCUGUACGUCCGAUAUCUCCAACCUUUGCUCGGUCACCGGCGCCGCCCCGUGCAUCGUGGACGGCGACUCGACGGGACCCACGCCGACCCCUCCGAGCCCCUCGCCACCGACACCGUCGCCGCCUUCGCCGUCCACUUGCUCUGGCACCAUCGCCUCCAUCUCUACUUCCUCCGACUCAUCGUCUUUCUCGGGGGGAGGGUGCGCUACCCUGACCGACAUGUACAACACCCAGUCGGGAAGCGGCCCUCUCUACGUGCUGGACUCCAGCAACAACAUCGUCAGCGGAGGGGGAGGCAGCGCGAGCCCCACCGGUUACUGGCUCCUCACCUCUUCCCUGGAGAUCCUCGACGGAGUGACGCUGUACGUGCACGGGACGUCGGCCGGGGGCGACGCAGAUGUGCUUCGCAUCCAGUCUACCGACGAUGAUUUCUGGGAGAUCCGCGGCUGGGGCGGCAGCCUGUCCUUCCUGGAGACUACGGUCACCUCUUGGGACACGGACAAGGGCGAGGAGAGGACCGAGUACGAGGGCGGGCGUUCUUUCAUCAACUGCGUCACUCAGUUCGAUGACAGCGACAUAUGGUCGUGCAGUGGCCGCUCCAACAAAGAGCGGGGAGAGUGCAGGAUGGACAUCAUCGACUCCACCAUGGGCAACAUGGGCUGGUUUGACGCAGAGUCAUACGGCCUCACGUGGAAGGUCCGCGGUCUGUGCUCCGACCUCUCCAACGUGGAGAUCAUGGACGACCACAACGUCUACGGCGACAUCAAGGGUUCUGAGAUCUACGGCAUGUACUACGGCAUGUACUCCUACGGACACCAGGGAGGAGUAUGGACCGACAACGUGAUGCGCGACAACAUCCUCUACGGCUUCGACCCUCACGAUGACUCGGAUGACCUGACCAUCGCUGGAAACACCGUCUACGGCAACGGAAACCACGGCAUCAUCGCGUCUAAGCGCUGCAACAACGUGGAGAUCUACAACAACCAUGUGUACAACGGAGAGCAGGCUGGAAUCUUCCUCCACCGUAGCUCCGACGACGCGAAGGUUUACAACAACAAUGUCCACGACAACUUAGACGCCGGAAUAGCAUUGAUGGAGUCGUUCCGCGCCGAAAUUUACGACAACACCAUCGAGAACUGCAAGUACGGCAUCCGCCUCAGCCUGGGCAGCGCCGACAACGACAUCCACGACAACACCUUCGACUCCUCCUCGACAUACGGCCUCUACACGUACAAGGGGAGCGACGACCCGGACGUGUCCGGCAACGACGGUCGCGUCAAGGACAACUCGUUCGACGCCAACACCAUCUCCAACACCGAUGUGGCUAUGAAGAUCAAGGAAGGAGAUGACAACAGCUUCACCAACAAUGUUUUCGAGAACGUCAAGACGUUCGAGUUCGAGGACUCGACCGACACGGUUUGGACUAACAACGAUAUCGGGGGCGGCUGCCUUGACGAGAGCACAGACUUCGCCUCGGGAUCCAUCCCCAGUUGCUGA